AUGAGUGGAUAUUAUGCAAAUCCUAAAUUAAGUGAUUUGAUAACAGAAACAUUGCAAACUAAAGAAUGGUUAAAAGAUUUGUUCAUAUUAAAAAAUUUAACAAAAUAUGCUGAUAAUCCAGAUUUCAAGAAAAAAUGGAAAGCUAUCAAACAUUCAAAUAAGGUGCGUUUGGCUGACUAUAUUAAAACACAUACUAAUAUAAUAGUAAACCCAAAUGCCUUAUUUGAUGUUCAAGUAAAAAGAAUUCAUGAAUAUAAAAGACAAUUUAUGAAUAUUUUGGGUGUUAUUCAUCGUUAUAAUGCUUUGAAAAAAUUGAGUGCUGAUGAAAUUUCAAAUAUUGUCCACCGUGUUGUUAUAUUUGGUGGUAAAGCUGCUCCUGGUUAUUAUAUUGCUAAAUUAGUAAUAAAAUUGAUAAACAGUGUUGCAGAAGUUGUUAAUAAUGAUGAAAGUAUUUAUGAUUCUUUGAAAGUUGUUUUUAUACCAGAUUACAAUGUAUCAGUUGCAGAAAUUAUUAUUCCAGCUUCAGACAUUUCACAACAUAUUUCAACAGCUGGUACAGAAGCUUCUGGUACAAGUAAUAUGAAAUUUGUGUUGAAUGGUGGUUUGAUCCUUGGAACAGUUGAUGGUGCUAAUAUUGAAAUUCACCAAGAAAUUGGCGAUGAAAAUAUUUUCAUGUUUGGAAAUUUGGCUGAUGCUGUUGAUGAUUUAAGACAUGCUCAUAGAUAUCGAAAUGUCGAGAUGGAUCCAAAACUAAAAGAAGUUUUAACAAGUAUCGAAUCUGGACAAUUUGGUGAUCCAAGAAUAUUUUCUCCGUUAAUCAAUACAUUAACAAUAGGCAAAGAUUAUUAUUUAAUUUCCGAUGAUUUUGGAUCAUAUCUUCGAUCACAACAAAUGAUUGAUGAAGCUUAUAAAGAUCAAGAUGAAUGGAUAAAGAAAAGUAUUUUUUGUACUGCUCUUAUGGGCAAAUUUUCUUCUGAUCGUGCUAUUCAAGAAUAUGCAGAUAGUAUUUGGAAUGUUGAACCAGUUAAAGUCGUUUAA
Entrophospora sp. SA101 is the source of this 1038-nucleotide messenger RNA. The record is from the annotation of a GenBank genome assembly. Lineage: Eukaryota; Fungi; Glomeromycota; Glomeromycetes; Entrophosporales; Entrophosporaceae.